AUGCUCUCAUUUCUCUUGCUCCUCCUUGUGACUACAACUGCCAGCCAAUUGGUAGCAGUGGGAGAAGGAGGAAAUGAUACAAAUGGUGUUAAUAUGAAAAAGUGUUUGGAUAAGGAGAGAAAUGCUCUCCUUCUUUUCAAAGCUCCCCUUCAACACCCUGAUGAUUGUCUCUCUACAUGGAGAGUUGAUGAACAUGACUGCUGUAAAUGGAGUGGAGUCAUGUGCAGCACCCAAACAGGUCAUGUCACAGAGCUUUAUAUUUCCGGUUGUAGUUUUGUAGGUGAGAUAAGCCAUUCAUUGCUUAACCUAACCUACUUGAAUAUUCUUGAUCUUUCCUACAAUUCUUUUCAUGGAACCAUUCCCACCUUCAUUGGCUCCUUGACCGAGUUAAGUUACCUUGAUCUUUCCUACAAUUCUUUCAAUGGAACCAUUCCCAGGUCCAUUGGUUCCUUGAGAGAAUUAAGGCGUCUUGAUCUUUCCUUUAACUCACUUUAUGGAACAAUUCCUCCAGAGUUUGGAAACCUCACCAACUUGCAAGAGCUUCAUCUUGAUUCUGUUGGAAGGUGUAGAGUUGAAAAGGUAGAGUGGUUGUCUCAUCUCUCUCGUUUGGAGGAUCUGAGAAUGGAUGGGAUUUCCCUAGCCUCAGCAAAUCACUGGGUAGAUGCCAUUCUGAGUCUCCCAAAACUAACACAUUUAUCUUUAGGGGGAUGUGAGCUCUCACAGGUCAUGUAUCCAUAUUCUUCAUUUCUCAACUCUUCUUCUUCUUCUUCAUCUAUUUCUGACCUUUCUCUCCAAAACAACAAUCUCACCUCAUCGAUGUAUCGCUGGUUGCUCCCAUUAACCAGCAAUAGCCUUCAAAUCCUUGAUCUCUCUGGCAACAUGUUAGAUGGAAUACCCAAAUAUCUUGGUAACAUCUGUAGUUUGGUAAGUUUGGACUUCAGUGACAACUCUGCCAUUAUCAAAUUUCCUGAUUUUCUCACCAACUUGUCUGGAUGUACAUCGCUUACAUUAGCAGAUUUGAUUGCUUAUGGAAGCCAAUUUACAGGGUCAUUGUCCAAUGAGAUCCAAAAGUUUUCAUCCCUAGGUUAUUUGGACCUAUCUGAUAAUCACUUAAGUGGAAGUAUAAGUGAGAAACUGUGGGAACUACCAAUGCUUGUUAUUCUUGACCUUUCUUUUAAUAAUCUUAUAGUUCCUUCCACAUAUCACUUGUCAAGCCUUUCUUAUGGAAAGGAUAUUCACCUGAGGUCUUGCAAGAUGCUAGGGCCUCGAUUCCCCAAAUGGAUUCAGACACUCAAAAAUCUUUAUCGUCUUGAUCUUUCCAAUACUGGAAUUUCAGACACAAUUCCUCUGGAGUUUUGGGACAUGUGGCCUUCUCAAUUAAUAUAUUUGAAUCUCUCUUCCAACAACAUUAGUGGGAAACUACCAGAUUUAUUAUCAAAUUUCGCCACAUAUUCAGUGAUAGAUUUGAGUUCCAACAGCUUUAAUGGCCAAAUACCGAAACUCUCUUCCGCUUUGGCAACGUUGGAUCUUUCCAGAAAUAAGUUCUCUGGAGGAAUCUCCUUUAUAUGUCAAAUUGUUGAUGGGUGGUUAGAAUUUAUUGACCUCUCUCAUAACUCAUUCAUCGGACAACUCCCGGACUGUUUGUGGCAUUUCAAAGACCUAAAAGUUCUCAAUCUCGGACACAACAAUCUCUUUGGAAGGCUUCCUCCCUCUAUUGGAUCUUUGAUACAACUCCAGGUGUUGUAUUUAUACAAGAAUAACUUCUCUGGAGAAUUGCCUUUAUCUUUAAAAAAUUGCACGAGUUUAAUCUCGUUGAAUUUGGGAGCCAACAAGUUUUAUGAUAAUGUGCCUGUCUGGAUUGGGGAAAACUUAUCAGGGUUGUAUUUUCUACUACUAAGAUCAAACAAAUUCUUUGGAACCAUCCCUUUACAGUUAUGCCAGUUAUCUAAUCUUCAGAUUUUAGACAUGUCGAUGAACAAUCUCCAUGGAAGCAUCCCCUCAUGUUUGAGUAAUCUUACGAGCAUGGUUCAACAAGGAGGAUUCUCACAAGAUGUACAAUAUUCUACAAAAUAUUUACAGGGUUCAUAUGUUGACAAUGCAAUGAUUGAGUGGCAAGGAGAUGAACGUGAAUUCAGUAGAACUCUGAAAUUGGUGAAGAGCAUUGACCUGUCAAGCAACAAUUUAACAGGACAAAUCCCAUAUCAAAUUACCAAUCUUUUUAACUUGAUUGCCCUGAACCUGUCAAAGAACGAGUUAUCUGGAGAGAUUCCACCGAAAAUUGGUGAGAUGAUAAAUCUUGAGAUUUUAGAUUUAUCCAGAAAUAGUUUUUCAGGCCGGAUACCAUCAAGGAUGUCUCAUAUGAGUUUCCUGAAUUACCUAGACUUGUCAUAUAAUAACUUUUCAGGGAGAAUCCCAACAAGCACUCAACUCCAAUCCUUUCAACCUUCAAGAUACAAUGGAAAUGCACAUUUAUGUGGACCUCCCCUUACAAAAAAAUGUCCAGGAGAUGAAGAAUCAGAAUCACCACCCAUCAUUGGUAAAAGUGAGGGUGAUGGGGAAGACAUAGAUGAUGAACUUGAGAGAUGGUUUUAUAUUGGUGGGGGCAUGGGUUUCGUUACCGGAUUUUGGAUAGCAUGUGGGGUUUUACUUUUCAACCGACGUGGGAGACAUGCAUUUUUUCAAUUUUAUGACAGCUUCAAAGAUUGGGUUUAUGUGAAGGUGGUUGUGUUCAUUGCAAAUUUGCAAUAG
This is a messenger RNA of Lactuca saligna, 2748 nucleotides long. NCBI's taxonomy places the organism in Eukaryota, Viridiplantae, Streptophyta, Magnoliopsida, Asterales, Asteraceae. The record is from the annotation of a GenBank genome assembly.